Phyllotreta striolata is the source of this 1345-nucleotide messenger RNA. The record is from the annotation of a GenBank genome assembly. NCBI's taxonomy places the organism in Eukaryota, Metazoa, Arthropoda, Insecta, Coleoptera, Chrysomelidae.
AUAAGGGAAAGUUCACGACAUUUGCGGCCUCGAUUCGCGCCAUUCUAAUUCGAUGUCCGAAGUCUUCGGGUGCUACGCGCGUAUACCUUCAAGAAAAUACCUAAUUAGAGGAUAAUUACGAAUUGGCGAAGGCAUUUCGCCCAGGGGGGAGCUAUCGCUUUUUUUUGUCUUGUCGGGCCCGAAAGUGAAAUCGUCCGCAGAUCGAAGAUAUUACAAAGUGGAAGGAAACGAACAUGAAAGUGACAGUGUUUUCAACGGUAACUGUGUUAUUGUGUUGCGCAUUAGGUACCGAAUCUUUCAUCGUUCCUGAUGAACUGCCAUCGUUGUUAUCAGUUAUCUACUCGAAUAUUCCUACAUUAAAAAAAGGAACUGAUUCGAGAUUAGGAUGGGGUUUCCGAUUGGGAGACAGAGCAGAUUUUCAAGUUUUGGUGGAACUAGGUCCGCAAAUGUACACGCGACCUUUAGCCAACCAAGGCACAGAUAAUUCCGCUAAUAAACGAAGCACUUUGGAAAAUUUAGCAAACACAUUAUACGCGCAAAACCAAGAAAUCAAACGCUUGAAACUCGAACAGCAGAAAUUGGAGAAAACGAACAAGGAAGAAAAGAAAGAAACGCAGAAAAAACCUAUUAAACCGGAAAUAAAACAGAACCCGAGUCCAGAAGCAGCCGAGUGGUUAAAGAAUUGGAGUUUAUUAGCCAAAAAUGACGUAAAACAAUCUGUAAUUAAACCUAAACCAGGUUUAGGAAUUGGGGAAAUCGACGCAAAAUCCGUCAUACCUCCUGAAGAAGACGAUGAAGACAUUGAAGAAAUCAAAGUUGAAAUAUCCAACCCUUCAGGCGUAUCCACCAUGAAGCCCAAACUAACAACAUCCAAAGAAGACGCUUUAGACAACGUCGAUUUGGAUUAACUAAUCAAUCAAUCGAAACUUUAGUUUUACAAGAUUAAAUAUAAUUUACGGAUUAAAAGCGGCGUCACUUGACCAAUUGUCCAACACCGGUGGUAACUAAUUAAACGUACGCCAGCCUACUUGUUAUUUUUAAAUUCCCCGCUUUGUAUAAAUAAAGUUACGCGUUAGAGGAUGUUAACCAUUCAUGAGAUAAAAUUGUCGGCGUUAACGUACACCAGACGGUCUCGGGGCUUACCUGUAGAUGUUCUGAAACCUCCAAGUUUCGGUUCCUUUCUUCUAUCUACCUGCGUAAAUUUCUCUUUCACCAGCUGUCAAGUGCUGCUAUACAAAGCCGCGUUGCCAGAUUCAUAAAAAAUCCUCUGUCCAAAAUAAAUUGUAUAAAUUUUUGGAACAUUUAUAUAAUUUAUGAUGUAGUGUUAAUUAAUAAAGGGUUUUAA